Molecule: messenger RNA, 645 nt
Organism: Capronia epimyces CBS 606.96
Lineage: Eukaryota; Fungi; Ascomycota; Eurotiomycetes; Chaetothyriales; Herpotrichiellaceae
Exons: 1
Coding region: 1-645 (214 amino acids)
Source: RefSeq, a predicted model, not a curated record
AUGGCUUACACAGAUCACAGUGUCCGCGUCACCACCGUCGGUCCAAACCAGACCACCGUGGAGGGCACAGUCUACACGGCCGAUCCCCUGAGCAAUCUCGUCGUCCUCAACCUCAGCGCCACGGCGCCAACUACAAUCAACUCCACCUCUCUAGUUGCUCCAGCAGGCGCGUAUCGGAUCAUUCCUAUUUCGCAAAUCAGCAGCUUUCAACUCCUCUCCAUUCCCCAGCAACCAAGUGAAUAUCCAACCAACCCAGCCCUGAAUUUGAUCGACAUACAUGCUGUCCAAUCCCGUCUCGCCAGAAAUCUAUCCGCCCAGCAAGCGGCGCAAGCACGGAUUGGUCCCAAAGGCACUACCCCGACUGAUCAAGCACUUUUUGAAGCCUUGUCUCGAACACAUCCGGCUCGUUGGACUGGCAAUAUGAUGCUCAUCUCAGACACAUACUUGAUCGAAAAGCCAUAUGGUGCUGUGAAUGUCAAAUUCGUCGAGGGCCGCCGCGGGGACCUUGAGCGGAUGAAAAAGGUGGUCGACAUGGAGCGACAAAAGAUCACGCUGAGGAUAUCCAAAGGCUUGAUUGAUGGGAAGCUAUCUGACAGCUCGGCUAGUAAAGGAGGUCUGACUGCGGGUGCCAAAAAGGGUGGCUAA